Molecule: messenger RNA, 1914 nt
Organism: Daphnia pulex (common water flea)
Lineage: Eukaryota; Metazoa; Arthropoda; Branchiopoda; Diplostraca; Daphniidae
Exons: 9
Coding region: 175-1668 (497 amino acids)
Molecular function (GO): protein binding
Source: RefSeq, a predicted model, not a curated record
AGUUUGUUAUCCGAACAUGUGCUACAGUCAAAUUCAAAAACGACAAAAUUUCCAAUUCUGUCCUCUAAAAAACCACGUCCCAAUUACAAACACUUUAAUUUAUACGAAUCAGUUUGAUUAUUAAAAAAAAUAAAACUACUUUUUAUACACCUUUGAUUCGGAUGUGACGCAAUCAUGGAUGUGGUAGAUGAUACCAUUCCUUGGCCUUUUGAUAAACAGAAUAUUAUGAAGAAAAUACUUGGAUACUUGGAUUAUGAAUGUCUCAGACAUGCUGAUGAUGUUUGUCUAAGCUGGAAGAAGAUUAUUGCCGAUGAAAAGCUCUGGGAGAAACUUCUUCAAAGGAAUGUACAGCAGAUACCAGAUUGGGGGAAAAUGGAACAAGUUCUAAGAUUAAGAAACUCUGCUAUAUUUCUAUUGCCUUUUAAAGAUAGCUUUGAAUAUCAAAAGGAAGUUUGCUGUCAAAUAGGGGAUUCAAUCAAGAAACUUAAAUCAAACUGGAUAAAUGGAAUAAACACUGGCACGAAUUACUCUUUCAACACAACUCCUACCAAAGCAAGAGCAAAUAAGCCUAUUCAUUUGUCCAUGAACCAACGUUGGAUAAUAAGAGUUUCGCCGAACGGACGAAUCAGCACCAGAAACCGAUGGGCGCCAGAAGAAGAGCAUGUUGCCAAAUUGUUGCCUGACAGAAGAAUCCCAAUUGAUGACGCUGAACGACAUCCAAUCAUUGAAUCAGUUCAGUUUAACGACGAACUCUUUGCUGCAGUCGGGGUAGUAGGAACCCGUACAAUAGUAUUCAUAUUCGAAGUAAAAGAGCAUGAAGCGGAGUCUACACUGUUAAAAUGUGUUGCAUGGAGGAAAAUUGAAGACACGGCAGCUACCGAUCAUGUUUACAACUUUGAUUCCAAAAACUGCAUUCGCUUAAAAGGCGACCUACUCCUUCUUUGCGGGAGAAAGAUAGCAGAUCAGUCGACGGUAGUCACCUUGAUGAACGUAAAAGAACUGAGAACCAUUUACAAACAUAAAGAAGUCACGAGUCGUGUCGGCCAACUGACUGACUUUGCGGUUGACGACUGGUGCGUGGUCUUACUCUUCGGGAGAAAAGAAACUCCGCGUGCACCACGAAUGAAUCGAUACAUGUUGCAGAUACGGGAUACGGCUUCAUUUGAGUUCCUCCAAUCUUUCGUGUUGCCCAUCAUUCAUUCUGAUGUUUGUCGUUUCGACUAUUCGCGCGGAUUUGUUGUUACUGGAUCAGACGAUAGUCGUGUCAGGAUUUGGAAUGUGUCCGAAGGAACAUGCGAUGGAGACUUCCAGCACGGCUGCAAGACCCUUUCUUCACUCAAAAUCGUUGCGGACAGACUUAUUCUGACGUGUGAUGGUGGGGGCAUUGUCAAGUUGUGGAGAUUGGACGCAGCAAUGAAUCCCGAGACUCGUGAUGACCCUUCUAGCGUCUUGCUCAAAACCCUUGAUGCUCCGCUUCCACCCUACUGGACAUUUCGCCAAGUCAAAUGCUUGGCCAUGCAAGCGGACGAAUUUCAAAUCGCGCUAGUUUUACAGUACGACACCAAGUCGCCCACACUUUACGUCAUGGAUUUCUUCGCCGAGGACGAGAUGAAUGAGAGCGGAUGUCCGACAAAGAAACGAAGAAAUCGUAAACGCCGUCUCGUGUAAUAAGCUUGGAAAGCUCAACGUCUAUGCCGUGCCGUCGCCCAGAGGAUUGUGUUUCCUACUGACAUCCUGCAGCACUUUCGGUUUGCCUCCAUUGAUUUGUUGAUCAAAAUUUACACAGUUUCCUUUCGAGAGCUGCCAUGUUGUGAUGUUAAAUAAGUUGUCGAGUUUUGAUGAAACUGAUGAGCAACCUCUCGUGACACGUUAAAAUUAAAUGUUUAUUAAUACAAUUUGUUGGUCACCCCAAAA